AUGGCCGAGAACCAAAAGACCUGGUGGCAGCAAUGGACAGACACCACCAACGUCAGACAUUUGAAAUUACUGAGGACCACACAUGACCCCUUCAUACGGCACGAGGAGCAAGUGCUCAUCAACCGCAGGGACAUCACAAGUGAAAAGGAUGCGUGGGACAUGCAGGAGUUCAUCACUCGCAUGUACAUCAAGCAGCUACUGCGGCACCCAGCCUUCCAGCUGCUGCUGGCCUUGCUGUUGGUGGUCAACGCCAUCACCAUCGCUCUCCGCACCAACUUUGUCCUUGGUCAGAGACACUAUCAGUUGUUCUCUACCAUAGAUGACAUUGUGCUGACCGUCCUUGUCUGUGAGGUUCUCCUCGGCUGGCUCAACGGCUUUUGGAUUUUCUGGAAGGACGGCUGGAACAUCCUCAACUUCAUUAUCGUCUUUAUCUUGCUCAUGGGGUUCUUCAUCAAAGAACUUGGUAUCAUGGCUGUCACCUACACACUCAGGGUGCUUCGGCUGGUUCAUGUGUGCAUGGCGGUGGAACCCCUGGCCCGGAUCAUCCAUGUCAUCCUGCAGUCCUUGCCUGACCUGGCCAAUAUCAUGGCCCUUAUCCUCUUCUUUAUGCUGGUGUUCUCAGUGUUUGGGGUCACACUCUUUGGUGCAUUCGUGCCUGACCAUUUCCGGAACAUGGGGGUUGCCCUGUACACUCUCUUCAUCUGCAUCACACAGGACGGCUGGCUGGACAUCUACAGUGACUUUCAGAUGGAGGAUAGGGAGUACGCAAUGGAGAUUGGGGCUGCCAUCUACUUUGCCAUCUUCAUCACCAUCGGUGCCUUCAUUGGCAUCAACCUGUUCGUCGUCGUGGUGACCACCAAUCUGGAACAAAUGAUGAAGGCAGGAGAGCAGCAGCAGGAGCAUCGAAUAAUCUUUAGUGAGGCAGGCGCAGAGAAGGAGGAAGACUGGGGUGAUGAGCUGCCAAUCGUGCACUGUGCAGUAGCCCGCUUGGAGAAAUCUGGUGUCCCCCAGGAACCUCUUGUGGGGGGCCCCCUGUCAAACCUCUCGGAAAAAACGUGCGACAACUUUUGCUUGGUGCUUGAGGCGAUACAGGAGAACUUGAUGCAGUACAAGGAGAUCCGAGAGGAGCUUAACACGAUCAUAGAUGAGGUGCGCUCCAUUCGCUUCAACCAGGAGCAGGAGGAGGUACUUCUGCACAGGCACCUGUCGGUGAGCACGUUGAUGGAGACCCGUUCCUCUAUAGACGUGUACAGUAUGGCUACCAAGCAAGACUUGCUCUCUGCGCUAGUUACCAGGGAAAAGGUUUAUGAAUCUGGCACAAAUAUGCUGCUUAACAAACAGAAGUUCAACUAUUGA
This is a messenger RNA of Marmota flaviventris (yellow-bellied marmot), 1356 nucleotides long. It is a transcript of the gene Catsper4, whose product is annotated as cation channel sperm associated 4. Gene Ontology annotation, molecular function: calcium-activated cation channel activity; voltage-gated calcium channel activity. Gene Ontology annotation, biological process: flagellated sperm motility; sodium ion transport; transmembrane transport. NCBI's taxonomy places the organism in Eukaryota, Metazoa, Chordata, Mammalia, Rodentia, Sciuridae. The record is from RefSeq and is a predicted model, not a curated record. Gene Ontology annotation, cellular component: CatSper complex; sperm principal piece; membrane.